Molecule: messenger RNA, 3960 nt
Organism: Styela clava
Lineage: Eukaryota; Metazoa; Chordata; Ascidiacea; Stolidobranchia; Styelidae
Source: RefSeq, a predicted model, not a curated record
CGAAGGAUAAUUUAGCGAUAUGAGAAAGUAAUUUUUAAGGUUGGUUUUCAAAAUUUGAGCUUCAUAAGACAAAUGUGAAGCAAGUCUAAAGAAAACCUUAAAAAAAGAUUGAUGCUACUAAGGCUUUAUUCCAGGUUGUAGAAAAAUUCCCGUUAAGAUAAGGCGACAGACGAGUCUCAAUUGGUCCAGUUUGUUUUGAGAGAUAUAUAUUGUUAGCACUUCUGUCGGAACUUUUAUUAUUGACUCGUGUUAAUGGAUAUAUCAUAGUAAAAUAUUGUUGGGUAUCACAAUAUCAAAAAGAUGGAGAUAUCACGUGCGCUCGUUCAUAUAGUUGUUUACUGCUUUUUUCGAAUACUUUCAGUGUCAGUCAAAGUUGACAUCAUAAAUGGACGCAAAGAUGCUAGCACUUGCUGCAAACAGUUGCCGAAUUCUUCUUUUUCCUCUGAUUGCCAAACGUCUUAUCUGUGGGCCGACAUAGAUGAAAAAUACGCAUAUACACCAGGAUUUCCCAAUCAAUUUCCAAUCCAGAGGCUGUGUAAAUGGGGAAUCUAUACCAGACCUGGUAAGAGAAUACGACUCGAAUUUCGGGAUUUUUAUUUGAUAGGACCAGGUGAUGAUGGAAUGUGCUACUCGCAAGGUGUCAUCAUCAAAUCUCCAUUAUCCAAGUUAGAAAUGGGACCUCAUUGUGGUAACGCCGGAUUACCCACAGUGAUAUCAGCAGGUAAUUACCUCGAGGUAGACUUGGUUUCAAACAUUCCUAUGACAUCUGAAAAUUAUCGUGGGUUCAAAAUGUCCUUCAUUGAGACUGUCGAAACUCCAAGUCCCCAAUUGCGACCACCAAACUGGGGAAAUGGCGAACCUUUGACAGCAGAUCCUGCAGUUGUCGAGAAAAUAUUCCCUUCCGCAACAAUUUCUUCAAGAGGUGGAAGGCCAGUGAACUCGAAAACAACAUCGAAACCGCCUAGAUUCAGGCCAGGUCGAAAACUUGGAGUCCUGACACCAAACAUACAUUCAACAGCUAAAAGAUAUUAUCCUCCACGAACGACUUCAUUUCCCCCAACAAAAUCAUCAAACAAAAUAUCACUGGAAGAAAUUGUUGGAAUUGUUGUUGGUGGAAUUGUGCUUCUUGGAAUUCUUGUUCUUGUUGUAAUAAAAUGGAAACAGACUCGGAGAAAAAAGGCAAAAAACAAUAUAGAUAAACAGCAAAUUAAUAAAGAAACAUCGGAGUAUCCAUCAACGUACGCUACAGAAGACCACAAAAAUGAGGCGGAUCAAGAAAAACCCAACAUUGCAUCCGCUCCGGGUUAUUACGUUUAUUAUAUUCAAAAGAAUGAGGAAAAUAUUGGAACGAAUCAUAAGUCUGACAAGCACAUUUCAAAACGUUUGAACGACUCUAACAAACUGAAUGGAAAACGUGAAAAAUUUGCUUUGGGUGACGCAAAGACGUCAAAUAAAAAGAAGGCUUCUACACAUACUCGUCGCACGAGAGACAUAAAGACUAUGCCGAUCACACGUCCACGCAGGAGAAUAAUAAGUAGACAAAGACAUACAAAAACAAAAAAAAAGAAAGAAACUGAAAUUGGAAGCGAUAAGAAAGAUUCUCCAUCUCACAUAGUUGAAAAGAAACAAUUAGGCAGAAAGAAAAGGUUUCAAGAAAACGUCAAACAAAAACCACCAUCUGGAAGUGGUAAAUAUAAAAACGAGGUCUCCAAUGAGAUUGAGGUCUUUGUAAUAAAAAAACCAAGAGAUAGAACAAAGUUAAAAUCUCAAAAAAAUGAUUCAACAAACACUAAAAAGAGGCAAAGUUCAAAGUCUUCACAAAGCAAGACCGACAUCACACCCCGGCAUCUUCGUGAAAAAAAGAGAAGGAGAUGAAGAGAACAAUUCAGAAAAAUCUAAUUUUCUGACCGGGGUUGGGACUAAAUUAUAUUUUCAUUUAGUCCUAAAAUGUCAAAAAUUUUAAUCUGCAUCAUUGAAAUCGAAGAUGCAUUGAUUGUAAACUGCGUAUAAACAGCAAUUUAACAAGAUAUUUUGUUUGAAUGUGAGGCAAAUAUCGUUCAUGCAAAAUAUCAUUUGUGACAGAUAUAUUUGGUGUCAUCUUUGAGAAUAUACAACACAGUAAACAAAAAGUUUUCUCACUGUAAAGUUGGAACGUGAAUUCCAAUCCACUCAACGUUGUUAUAGUGGAGUCAUAUUUGCACCCGCACCCGCCUUGAAGAAUUAUGCGCAAUCUCCCAGCUUCUAGUAACUGCACAACUUUAGAAAACGAACUGUAUUCAUCAAUCUCCACAUAUGAGUAAAAUGUUGCUACAGCACAGAAACUUGAAGACCAACGAUAAAACUAAUUUAUAACGACACGGAUGCACUAUAAACAACCAAUGAAAGAAUGACAAAAUAACAUUCACAAUGACAAGCAAUAAUAACCAAUACUAAAUAGGACCUAACUGAGCUAAAUUAAUAUAACAGAUUUCACGAAACCCGCACCCCUAAUGUAAACUAUAUCCAAGACAAAUCUCAAUUCUAAAUGCCACUUUACUGGACUCACUGCACCUGGCUAUUGCUAGGUUUGGGGUGUGUUCCGACGGAGUCGCCACAAUAACAGGAUGUAUAGCCGGAUUUCAUGCGAAAGAGCGAUCUGCAAGUGAUACGGGUACAUCCAUUACUUUUAUCCAUUGUAUGACUCAUCGAAAGACCCUAGUAGACGAAAAAAUUCUCCUGAUCUAAAUGCAGUUGUGCAUCAUGCUGUAAAAGUAAUUAACUUCAUUGAGAGUCACGCACUCAAUACCCGUAUUUUUGCAAAUAUAUAUAUUUGAUGAAACGGAAUCGGAGUUCAAAACCCUUUUACUGCAUACAGAAAGUAGUAAGCUGGCCGUCGAAAGAAAAAUCUUAAAAAGGCUAAUAAUAGUUAUUCGAAGUUGGUCCACCACUUCCACAAUGACAGCUGGUUGUUUAAAUUAUCCUAUUUAUAAGAUUUGCCUGAAAAUUCAAGCGAACUUAAUUUGUCUUUUCAAGGAGAAAACACCAAUAUAUAUUUCUAAUUUGAAAUCCAAAAUUAGAAUAAAAAGAAAAAAAGGAAACGAAAAGCUCAAAUUGAGUCAUUAGAGAUGUUUCCAUUUACUUUUACAGAAGACAUUUUGGAUAACAAUAACGUGUGAUUUAAGAUGAUUAGGCACAUUGUAAUUAACCAUUUGUCAAAUAUAUUUUCAUUGGCCAUUGGGGAGGACUGCAUUAACAAAGAUUGAGCCACGUCUGGACUUUCUAUAGAGCAAAUAGAAGUCGCACUCAAUAAUAAAGAGAUGUUAAUCUGAAUAAAUGCGCGUUUCUUUUAGUUCUCGUGUAGGUCUAUUAGAAGUUAAGAAUUAAGUGUGUAAAUAAAACAUCAAAAAUGCAUAUUUCGAACUGUUAGCAUUUUAAACGUGAACCGGAGUCGCGAAAAUAUUUACUGUAUAUAUUAGAAGGAGUCGCGAAGUUAAAAAUCUGGGAAGCCCUAGACCAGAGUUACUCAACUAUUUUCACCAAAGGUCCGUACACAAAAUUUAAAAAUUACCGCGGUCCGCUCAAUAUAUUUUACGUAUGCAAACAAAAUUUCAAACGCAUUGUUUGACAAAAUACAAGAGCAAUGCUCAAUAUCACGCUUCGGAGCCGGUGUGACAAGGCUUCAAAAAUGUCGCUGAGCGCCGACUUUUUUGAAAAGAUGUGAACUAUUUGUCACCAUAGCACCCGUAACAAUAUAUAUAUUUGAAAGUCUUCCAGCGACUGCAAUUAUCUUUAGAACUGAAAAUUUGUAAUAUAUAUAUAUAUAUUAAUUGCGGAGAAGAAGAAUUUUUCCAAGCAAAAUUGAGACAAACCACAACGCCCGCAAGACUUUCAGCAAAACGAUUUAUUAGUCACCAAAUGCAAAGUUAUUUGUCAAUGGUUAUUUCAUUUUUUUGUUUUUGCCAUUGAUUUCAAUAUUGGUUC